This is a messenger RNA of Zeugodacus cucurbitae (melon fly), 2044 nucleotides long. It is a transcript of the gene Vajk2, whose product is annotated as skin secretory protein xP2. Lineage: Eukaryota; Metazoa; Arthropoda; Insecta; Diptera; Tephritidae. The transcript has 3 exons. The record is from RefSeq and is a predicted model, not a curated record. The coding region runs from base 265 to 1590 and encodes 441 amino acids.
GCAUCCGUGCCUCUCCCUUCACGCCCGCUAAUCAGACCGCCCGUCAACGCUUGGUCGUGGUUCUAUCGGCGUGCGUCGGUAUAAAAGCUUGUGGCGGCUGGUCAAAAUUAUUCAGUAUCUGUUGUAGGUUCGUUGUAUAUAGAACGACCUCAGCCUCCAAAUUCGUUACAUUUCAUUAACUGAAUUAUUCUUAAAAAGACGAGCAAAGCAAGUGGUUAAAGCAGCGCGCAUAUUGUUGGUGUUAGUUAAAUUUUGUGAAACAAGAUGAAAUCUCUGUUCAUUUUCGGCCUCUUGGCCUUAUCAGCAUUCACCUACGCAGAGGAGGCGGAAAAAUCGGUGGAGCCCAAGUCUGCUGAGCCCGCAGCAGCCGCUAGCGAAGUGAAGCCAUCCAGCACAGCCGAGAAGAAGCAAGAAAAACGUGGCAUCAUCCAUGGCACCGGCUACGGUUACGGCGGACAUGGUGGUGGCGCCCUCUUGCAAGGCGGCGGUCAUGGUGGUGCAGUCAUUAUCAGUGGAGGACAUGGUGGUGGUUAUGGUGGCGGUUAUGGUGGCGGCUAUGGUGGUGGUGCCAUAAUUAGCGGCGGUGGGCUCGGUGGCGGAUUGGGUGGUGGUUUGGGUGGUGGACUAGGCGGUGGCCUUUCUGUACCCGCCAAUGUGCAAACUUCAUAUGUGGAACGUCAAGUCGCUGUACCUUAUCAAGUUGAACGUGCCGUGCCAUACCCAGUGGAGCAAAUCGUUCAAGUACCAGUUCAAGUACCUGUACCACAACCCUACCCCGUUGAGAGAACCGUUCAAGUGCCAGUCAGAGAAAUCGUCAAAGUGCCCGUGCAUAUUCCACAACCCUACCCCGUCGAGAAGACCGUGCACGUACAAGUACCCGUCCAUGUUGAUCGCCCAGUGCCAGUGAAGGUGCCCGUCCCAGCUCCAUACCCAGUUGAGAAGAUCGUACAAGUGCCCGUUAAAGUGCCCGUACCACAACCCUACCCAGUUGAGAAGAUCGUGCAAGUGCCCGUCAAAGUGCCCGUACAUGUGCCACAACCCUACCCCGUCGAAAAGGUCGUACAAGUACCAGUCAAAGUGCCCGUCGAUCGUCCCUACCCAGUUCAUGUAGAUAAACCAUAUCCAGUACCUGUCGAGAAGCCCGUACCAUAUCCAGUCGAGAAACGUGUCACCAUACCCGUGCAAGUGCCCGUCGAUCACCCAGUGCCAGUGCCAGUAGAUCGUCCAGUAGCUGUACCCGUGAAAGUUGCUGUGCCCAGGCCAUAUCCCGUCAUCAAGGAGAUCCCUGUACCAGUAGAGCGUAGAGUACCAUACCCCGUGAAGGUACCAGUCGAUGUGCCACGCCCCGUGCAUGUCGAACAGCAGGUCCCAGUGGCCAUUGAACAACACGUGCCCUACAAAGUGCCAGUUCCAGUGCCCGUCCAUGUUCAGAGCCACGUUGCACCGGCGGCUACAAUAAUCAGCGGAGGAUAUGGUGGUAUCGGCGGUUACGGCGGUCACUCCAUCGGAGGUCUUGGUGGUCAUUCCAUCGGAGGCUAUGGCGGUCAUUCGAUCAGCUACGGACACGGUCACAUCCACAAAAAGAAGUAAAUUGCCAAAUGCUUUGACUCGCUGAGGGUGUGAGGAACUUUUAGUAAAAAGGCAGCAGACUUACAUAUGUACAUCUAGAAAUUACGGUUAAUUAGUUGAGAAUUUAAAAUGAACGGCCAUCAUUGCUCGAAUCGAAAAAAAUUACAUUAAAAAAAUUGCGCUGAAAUGUGGAUUGAAGUGGAAUAAGAAGGAGACUAUGGUAUUCUCUUGCUCUUUCUUACUUUUGCUUUUCCCAAUGUAUAAUUUAGUUUUAGUUUGUGAUAAAAAUUUCGAAUUAAAUGAAGGCGAUGAAUGGAUGUCGACGCAACAGCGAAAAGUGCGGGGAGACUGCCAAAAGUGGAACGUAUUUGAAGCGAAAUGGGCGAACAACUCGGAAAACGAAUGGAGGGUGUGGAACUUACAUAAGUUAAGCGUACAAUGAAGGGAUUAUUGAGUCAAAAAGAGCCGAGUGAAA